AUGACUUCAUCACCCUGCACGCUCGCGACGUGCGACGUCUCCGACAGCCCGUACGGCUACCGCCCGGCACUAACAGGCAGCGCCGUCUUCGCCACCGUCUCGGCCCUCUGCCUCGUCGUCAACGGCGCCGUCGCCGCCCGCUCAACACAACGACACGCAACAACACCAUUCUCCGUCAUCGUGACCCUCGCCUGCGUGCUCGAGUUGCUCGGCUGGGUGGACCGCAUGGCCGGCUGGAGCGAUCCGUGGGCUGUGUACCCUCUCCUGCAGAGCAAGGCUCUGCUCACCAUUGCCCCCAUCUUUGUAACUUCAAGUAUCUACGUCUGCCUCGCACCAAUGGUCCGGAUACUAGGCACAGAACACUCCUUCAUCAAGCCAGAGCUCUACACUACCAUUCUCCUCCCGCUAGACGGCCUUGCCCUCCUCCUACAAAUCGUAGGCCUCGGCAUCGGCUUCCAAAACGUGCCGUACACCCUCUCACCCCAGGACUCGUACGCACCCAACGACGUGGGCGCGAAAAUCGUCUUGGCUGGGCUGGCCGUCCAGUUCGCGACCCUAGUCGCCGCGGGCUUGUCCCUCGCCUUCAUCCUCCUCCGCGCAGCCCGGUCCUACCACCAAUACGGCUACACCACCUUCCACCGAGACGUGGGCUACGUACCUCUGACGGGCCGCUUUCGCAUCUUCGCCGGCGCGGUGCCGUCCGCCAUGGUCGUCUUGUUCGGCAGGAUGUGUUUCAGGGUCGCCGAGUACGCAGAGGGCUUUCGGGGCCCGCUGGCGAGGGGAGGCGGAGAGGGACUGUUUCUCGGUCUCGAGGGGUUUCUUAUCGGGUACGCGCUCUUGGCGAUCGUGGGGUGCCACCCAGCGUUGUUUCUAAAGGAUGGGAAGAUGGUUUCGAGGAUCGAGUCUGAGCCGUUUGUCGGUAUUGAUGGUGUUGGGAGUACUGGUGGGAACGGCGAUCACGAGAGGGAUUUGGAGGAGCUCAGCAAGGUGUACCAGAGGCAUCACGAGGAGGAGCAGAGGUUGUCGAGGUUUGAGCGUGUUUGA
Colletotrichum abscissum is the source of this 1044-nucleotide messenger RNA. RefSeq names its product sphingoid long-chain base transporter RSB1. NCBI's taxonomy places the organism in Eukaryota, Fungi, Ascomycota, Sordariomycetes, Glomerellales, Glomerellaceae. The transcript has 2 exons. Gene Ontology annotation, cellular component: plasma membrane; fungal-type vacuole. Bases 1 to 1044 code for a protein of 347 amino acids. The record is from RefSeq and is a predicted model, not a curated record.